This is a messenger RNA of Bombyx mandarina (wild silkworm), 2199 nucleotides long. It is a transcript of the gene Mocs1, whose product is annotated as Molybdenum cofactor synthesis 1. Gene Ontology annotation, molecular function: 4 iron, 4 sulfur cluster binding; metal ion binding; GTP 3',8'-cyclase activity. Gene Ontology annotation, biological process: Mo-molybdopterin cofactor biosynthetic process. The record is from RefSeq and is a predicted model, not a curated record. Lineage: Eukaryota; Metazoa; Arthropoda; Insecta; Lepidoptera; Bombycidae.
GAGCGGGGAAAAGUUUUGAAGUUUGAAGUUUUUCGUAUCUGCGAGUGAACUUGAUUAUUUUGUUUACGUACGUGCAAUAAGCCGACCGCAAUAAAAUGAAAAUUCGGACUAAUAAUUUUUCAUCUUUAUAUCGUAUUUUUGAAUGCGAUCUAAGAACAAUAAAAUCGUGUUUCCGGGCUAUUACUGUACCCGAUAGAUUGUACAGUGAUGACAGCCGUGUGGAGGCGGCGGCCUCAUUAAGCGACCUACAUGGUCGUCGACACAACUACCUGCGAAUAUCUCUCACUGAGCGAUGCAACCUGCGAUGCAAGUACUGCAUGCCGGCGGAAGGCGUGCCCCUGUCCAGUCGCAGCUCGCUGCUGUCAGUGGAGGAGCUGCGGGUGAUAGUGGGCGCGCUGGCGGCCGCCGGCGUGGACAAGCUGCGGCUCACCGGCGGGGAGCCGACGCUCAGGAGCGAUCUCGCCGAUAUCAUACAGUCGCUGAAGGCCAUCGACGGCAUCCGCUCGGUGUCCAUGACGACCAACGGGCUGGUGCUGGCGCGGCGCCUGGCCUCGCUGCAGCGCGCCGGCCUGGACGCCGUCAACGUGUCGCUGGACACGCUGCGCCCGGACCGCUACGAGGACAUGGCCAGGAGGCGGGGCCUGGCGCGCGUGCUGGCCGGCCUGGACCUCGCGCUGCAGCUCGGCUACUCGCCAGUCAAGAUCAACACCGUGCUCAUGAGAGGUUUCAACGAUGACGAGAUCGGUGACUUCAUAGAGAUGACCCGCGAGCGCGACCUCGAGGUCAGGUUCAUAGAAUUCAUGCCAUUUGCCGGCAACGAGUGGAAGUCGGGCCGCCUCGUGCCGCACCGCGAGGUCCUGCGGGCCGCCCUCGCCGCGCACCCCGGCCUGCGCCCCCUGCCCCCGCGCCCCAACGACACCGCCACGCUGUGGAAGGUGGGCGGGUACGCGGGCACCGUGGGGUUCAUCUCGUCCAUGACGCAGCACUUCUGCGCGACCUGCAACCGACUGCGCCUCACCGCCGACGGGAACCUCAAGGUGUGCCUGUUCGGGGCCGCGGAGGUGUCGCUGCGGGACGCGGUGCGGGGGGGCGCGGGCCCGGCGCGGCUGCUGCAGCUGGUGCGCGCCGCGCUGCACAACAAGAAGGCCGCGCACGCCGUAGCGCGAGCUCGGUCCGCGCGGCGCGAGGAGGCGGGCGAGCGACGGGGGGCCGGGGGGUGGGGGGCGGCCAACCUCCGCACUCUCGCUGAUCCUUCCUCUACUUAUAGGAAUGCAAAAUUUGGCGCACAUGGAGAACCGGCCCAUGAUUCUCAUAGGCGGGUAGGUGACUUAACCUCGAGAGACGGGCGCGCGUUCAAAGUACAGGGGGUCGGGGGGAGCGGCCGGCUACAGGCGCGCGCUUACUGCACCGGGGGGUCGCGGGGGUCCGGGGGGUCCGAGCCGCCCGCCCGCCUCUCGCACCUGGACGCGCAGGGCCGCGCCCGCAUGGUGGACGUCAGCUCCAAGCCGCCCACGCAGCGCGCCGCCGCCGCCGAGUGCGAGCUGCGCGUCGGCGGCCGCCUGCUGCGCCUGCUCCGGGACGCCGCCAUGCCCAAGGGAGACGCGCUCACCGUUGCCGAAAUCGCGGGAGUGCUGGGCGCAAAGCGCACGUCCGAUCUGAUCCCGCUCUGCCACCCGCUGGCGCUGGAGCUGGUGCGCGUGCGGGUGUCGCUGCCCGGCGGGGAGUGCGCGGCGGGGGGCGCGGUGCGGGUGCGCUGCGAGGUGGGGGCGGAGGGCCGCACGGGGGUGGAGAUGGAGGCGCUGGUGGGGGCGGCGGUGGCCGCGCUGGCGCUGUACGACAUGUGCAAGGCGGUGGACAAGCACAUGUCGGUGUCGGAGCUGCGCGUGGUGCACAAGUCGGGCGGGUCGACCCCGCGCGCCCGCUCGCCCCCGCCGCCCCUGCGCGCCCCCGACACGACCCCGCUCGACCCCAAGGAGACCUACGCGCCCACCGACCUCGCACACUUCUAACUGGUCACCACAAACCUGUGACUAGUGGGUAGUGCCGCGGCGCGGUAACGCUGUGCCCUCGCUCCUCUUCCUCGUGCUUUACUUCGUGGUUAUGAAUUUAGCUUUUAAGGUAAUGGUGCUAUUGUAUAAUAUUAACCAAGAACAAAAUUAACUACUGGAUGUUAAUAAAAAACAACGUUAAGUCUUCAAA